ACCUCACUCGGUCACUCACUCCUACCAAGAUAAAGAGCGAGAAGAACAGCAGGAGGAGGAGGGAGACCACUGUAUCGUUAAUUCGUUACGCAUAAUCUGUCACAAGGUUUUGCAAGAUUGCCAGCAGGUAAUGGCAGCUCUGAUGAGCUACGAGAUGGCGGCCUCCAUCUUGCUCUGCGCCGAGGACAGCAGCAGCGUCCUUGGCUUCGGCGAGGAGGAGAUGGAGGAGGAGGACGUCGUGGCGGGGAAGAGGGCCAGGUGUGCCACCGGGCCGCCGCCGGCGCCGCAGGGUGCGGACGACGUCGCCGCCGUGGAUUUCGCCGCGCCGUCGGAGGAAUACGUCGCUCGUCUCGUGGAGACGGAGGCGGACCACAUGCCGAGGGAGGACUACGCCGAGAGGCUGCGCGGCGGCGGCGGCGGCGGCGACCUGGAUCUUCGCGUCAGGAUGGAUGCCAUCGAUUGGAUUUGGAAGGUUCACUCCUACUACAAUUUUGCUCCUCUCACUGCUUGCUUGGCUGUCAACUACCUGGACCGAUUCCUCUCACUCUACCAGCUUCCCGACGGCAAGGCUUGGAUGACGCAGUUGCUAGCGGUGGCGUGCUUGUCACUGGCUGCCAAGAUGGAGGAAACCGAUGUGCCUCAGUCGCUGGACCUGCAGGUCGGGGAAGCACGGUACGUGUUCGAGGCGAAGACGAUUCAGAGAAUGGAGCUUCUGGUCCUGAGCACCCUCAAAUGGAGGAUGCAGGCCGUCACGCCCUUCUCCUACGCCGACUACUUCCUCCGCGAGCUCAACGGCGGCGAUGCACCGUCGAGACGCUCGGCGAUGCGAUCCGAGGAGCUCAUUCUGUGCAUAGCUAGAGGGACAGAAUGCUUGGAGUUCAGGCCGUCGGAGAUCGCCGCGGCCGUCGCCAUCGCCAUCGUGGCCGGAGAAGAAGAGCGGCACACCCUACAUACCACCGCGUCUUGCCCCCAUGUAAAUAAGGAGAGGGUGUCACGAUGCCAUGAAGUGAUUCAGGCCAUGGAGUUGAUAACACUGCAGCCAAGAAGAGUCUCCUCCUCCAUGCCACAGAGCCCCACUGGGGUGUUGGAUGCAGCAGGCUGCUGCCUUAGCUACAGAAGUGACGAUUCAGCCGCUGUUACCUCGCACCAUGCAAGCAGCUGGGGAUAUGAGUACGAUAGCUCCCCGGUUAGCAGCAAGAGGAGGAAGAUUAGCAGAUGAUACAGCCAAUGAUAGAUCAAUUAGAAGUCUUUUCUGCGUUUGUGCAAACUGAUCAUCUCCUCCUUGGGAAAGUCAAAACGGUUUUGAUUGCAAAUGACUGUGGAGCCUUUCGAUGCCGUAUGAGAGCUAGAGCCUGAAAGGCGAUGAAGGACCAAAAGCAAGGCAUUUUCGACAUGGCAACAGAACAAAGAUACUGAUGGAUAAAAGAGAGGUCUCUGAGGUAGACAUGUACUAAUAUUCAUGUGCUUUAUUAGCGUUAGUGCUAGGAGGCAGGCAAGCCACAAAAGAACUGAGGAUUUGUAGAAAGAGAAAGCUGGGUGAGAUGAGAUGACCAAAAUAAAAGGCAGAGUCAGUCGAGGUGACAGUGGCACAAGGCCGCGCAAAGAAGCUAGGGCACUGGCUCCUGAUGUCCUGUGUGUGUUUCAGCUGCUUUAGUUUUGCGUUGUUCUGUAAUUUCCCCCUGCUUAAUUAAUUCCUUUGUGAAGAAAAACCUUUUAAAAAAAGAGAGAGAA
Messenger RNA from Oryza brachyantha (malo sina), 1731 nucleotides. Its product is annotated as cyclin-D4-1-like. Gene Ontology annotation, biological process: mitotic cell cycle phase transition; regulation of cyclin-dependent protein serine/threonine kinase activity. Gene Ontology annotation, molecular function: cyclin-dependent protein serine/threonine kinase regulator activity. Bases 131 to 1219 code for a protein of 362 amino acids. Gene Ontology annotation, cellular component: cyclin-dependent protein kinase holoenzyme complex; cytoplasm; nucleus. The transcript has 6 exons. NCBI's taxonomy places the organism in Eukaryota, Viridiplantae, Streptophyta, Magnoliopsida, Poales, Poaceae. The record is from RefSeq and is a predicted model, not a curated record.